CACGUUACACAACAUGACGUUGCAAAAUUUAAAAGAUAUCACAAACAACUUUUGUGAGAAGAUGAUAGUAGGAAGGGGUGGUUUUGGUGUGGUAUAUAAGGGUUUGCUAGGUGAUGGGAAAAUGAUUGCAGUCAAGAAGCUUGUGCAAUCAAUAUCGGGAUCCCAAAAGCCAUUUGAGAAUGAGAUUAAUCUUCUUAUGAAGCUGAAGCACCCAAAUAUAGUGCAUCUAGUAAGCUAUUGCUAUGAAACGCAACACUUACAUAAUACUUAUGAAGGAAAAUUAAUAUUUGCUGAGAACACACAAUGUUUGCUUUGCUUGGAAUAUUUGCCUAAUGGAAGUCUUGAAAAGUAUAUUACAGAUGCAUCAUGCGGACUUGAUUGGCCCACGCGCUACAAAAUAAUUGAGGGGAUUUCCUAUGGUCUACAAUACCUCCAUGAGCAAGACGGCGGUCCAAUUAUCCACUUGGACCUAAAACCCGGGAACAUAUUGCUAGAUGAACAAAUGUUGCCAAAACUUACCGACUUUGGUCUAUCGAGACUGAAUGAUGAAAAACAAACUAUUCGCACAAAAAAUAUUAGUGGAACGUUAGGUUACAUGCCACCGGAAUACCUACAGGGUAUGGUCACACCUAUGUCAGAUAUAUUCAGUUUGGGUGUAAUAAUCAUGGAGGUAAUAACGGGACAGAAGAAGUACCUAGAUGAUAUUGGAACACCUUCCACGGUCUUCAUUGAGCUUGCGCUUCAGAAAUGGAGAGAUGUGUUGCAAAAAGGACCAAGCUAUACAUCACUACAAAAAGACUGCCAACAAAUAAAAAGAUGCAUUCAAGUUGGUCUAAUGUGCCUAAAUCCCGAGCGGACAAAAAGGCCUACAAUGAAGAAAAUUAUUGUUAUGCUUCAAGGGCUGGAAAGUAUUAAUUGGGACAUUACCAACGGUUAUCAAGCCACGCCAUCGGUGGAGGAGCCAUAG
Molecule: messenger RNA, 967 nt
Organism: Lolium rigidum
Lineage: Eukaryota; Viridiplantae; Streptophyta; Magnoliopsida; Poales; Poaceae
Product: cysteine-rich receptor-like protein kinase 26
Exons: 6
Coding region: 14-967 (317 amino acids)
Biological process (GO): protein phosphorylation
Molecular function (GO): protein kinase activity; ATP binding
Source: RefSeq, a predicted model, not a curated record